This is a messenger RNA of Vicia villosa (hairy vetch), 2334 nucleotides long. RefSeq lists its product as uncharacterized. Lineage: Eukaryota; Viridiplantae; Streptophyta; Magnoliopsida; Fabales; Fabaceae. The record is from RefSeq and is a predicted model, not a curated record. The transcript is spliced from 6 exons. Bases 1 to 2334 code for a protein of 777 amino acids.
AUGAGAAAGUUUUUGGUUCCUAGAACAAGUAUUGAGAAUGUUAAUGUUGUGCAACCGGAAGCCGAAGUAGAAGAAACACCGCCUAAUGUUGCCAAUGAAUUUAAUCCAAAUGAGAUUGUACGUGAUCCAGGAUGUAGGAAACAAAUUCAUGAGUAUGCUACGGAUAUUCAAGACCAAGUGAGGAGGGCAUAUAUAUUGAAGGGUCCAACGCAACCAGAUUUAGCAAUAUUUCCUCGUACUCAAUUUGGGAAGUCUUCAAGAGCGUUUUGUAAAGCAUGGUAUAAGAAUUAUACAUGGGUUGAAUACAGUGAGUUGAAGGAUGCAGCUUAUUGUUUUUAUUGCUUUCUCUUUAAGCCGCCCGGGAGGGCCGAACACUUUGGUUAUGAAGUCUUUAACAAAGACGGAUUUAAAGAUUGGAAGCAUGCAUCUAAAGGCUUCAAAGAUCAUAUUGGUAGUCAUAAUAGUAAGCAUAACUCAUGUAUGAAGCACUAUGAUGAUUAUAAUAAUCAAAGACAAAGUGUUACAAGUAUCUUUGCUAGAGCAACUAGGGAAUCAGAAGAAUUGUAUAAGAUUCGUUUGACUUGUUCUUUAGAUUGUACUAGAUAUCUCAUAGCACAAGGUAUUGCUUUCCGUGGCCAUGAUGAAAGCUCUACUUCUCUAAACAAGGGCAAUUUUAGAGAGAUGGUGGAUUGGGUAAAAUCUAAUGAUGAAAAAGUGAGAGAUGCUUUUGACAGUGGUCCAAAAAAUUGCACAAUGACUUCUGGUGACAUUCAAAAGGAGCUUGCAACGUGUUGUGCACAUGAAGUUACCAAGGUCAUUAUGGAAGAGCUUGGUGAAAGACAAUUCUCUGUGCUUAUUGAUGAGUCGCGUGAUAUAUCUGUCAAAGAGCAAAUGGCGGUGAUGUUGAGGUUCUUGAACGACAAAGGAAAAGUUGUGGAACGAUUUAUUGCUCUAUAUCAUGUCAAAUAUACUACAUCUGAGGCACUAAAGGAUGCUCUUUAUGAUGAAAAUCCUUAUGCUUUCUAUGUCCAUUGUUAUGCUCACCGUUUGCAAUUGGUGGUUGUGUCUGUUGCUAGUAGUUGCUCAUCUAUUCACGAUUUCUUUGAGUAUAUCUCCUUGAUUGUAACCACAACAAGUGCAUCUUGCAAGAGAAAGGAUGCUUUGACAGAGGCACAACACCAAUAUAUUUUGAAUAGGCUUGAGAGUGGUGAGAUAUCUCAAGGAAAGGGCUUGCACCAAUCAACUAGUCUCGCUAGAUCCGGGGAUACUAAAUGGGGUUCACAUUAUACUACCUUGAUUCGUUUGGAUGAGAUGUGGUCUUCCGUGUUAGAGGUGCUUAGUAUUGUUGAUGAAGAUGGACGUGGACCAUCUCAAGCAGCAGUUGAUGAUGUUAAAGCUCGAUUGGCUAUAUUGAGAGAGAAUGGUUGGGAUGAUUUAUUUAUUGAUGUCCAAGAAUUUUGUGUUGCUCAAAGUAUUCCGGUGCCAAAUAUGGAUGAAGAAAUGCCGGUUCGGAUGGAUCACCGGUUUAGUGAAGGAAGUAACAUUGUGCUGGAUUACUUCUCAUGUCUUGACCCCAAAAACUCUUUUUCCAAGUUUGAUGUUGAUAAGCUUGUUCGUCUUGCUGAUAUUUAUCAUGCAGACUUUUCUAAUGAUGAUCGUGGAACAAUAAGGGUGCAACUUGAGACUUAUGUACAUCAAGUGAAAAGAAAAACGGGGCACUCUGUUCAUGAAUGUAAGAUGCUUAGAUUACAACAUCCCAAUGGGAUCCCGAAAAAUCAAGAGAACAGGAAUCAAAAAAUUGGAGUUACUACAACAGAAAAAGUUGUUAAUCAGGAAGAACAAUGGGUGGAGGUUGGAAACAAAAAAGCUGCUGGGCCUGUUUUGGAUAAUCCCAACACCGGUUGUGGUUUAUAUCCCGUCAAUCCGGUUGGGAACUUUGGUGGACCUAUUCUGGAACCGGUUAUCCAAGGUGACGAUUCUGCAGGGCUUAUUGGUGAUGUCGCCAUCCUUGAAUCUCUCUCUGCUAGGCCGGUGGUUCAUCUUGCAGGUGGAGAUAAAUCUGUCACUGAUAUAGUCCCUCAUUCUCAGAAUUUUGUGGAUCAUGUCCCUGAAGAGUCAGGUUCCUCUCCGUCAGCCUUUGUGGAUGCUACGCAGGACCUUCGGGAUCACAACAAUGAAGGUUUUUUACAAAGCUCUUGGGAAACUUUAGCUAGAAUUCCUGAACCAGAUGGAGCUUUCUCUUCAGCAGUCGCAAUCCUAAAAGAGAAGAAAACUACAAAGGUUAAGAAGAAAUCCUCUAGGUCUCAAGCAGGACCAAAGAAAUCUUCCUUAUGA